AUGGGGGAUGACGCGCGCAAGAAAACCUUAUACGGCCACAAGUAUGGCGUAUUCAUCGUCGACGAAGCGCAUGUCAUGCGUACCCCAAACGCGGCCUACUGCGCCGCGCGCGAGUUGCGGAAGAUCUCCGUGAUGAGCAUGGCUAUGACAGCAACACCCGUAUUGACUAUGGCAACGGAUGUAUGGCACAUUGGAUGCCUGUUAGGGAUCGCUAAAUUUGACAACGUGGAGAAUGAUGUGAAGCUUCACGAGUACAAGACAAAGCUGGCCGCUGCGCUGCGCGCGGAUCGCAUGCAUGCAAAGUCUAGCGGCGCCGACAAGAACAUCGUCACGCGCGUCGUCCGUGGCAAGGAAGUUAACAAGCUCGUCGAGAGCACCUUUUCGACUUUGGUCGACGAUAUCAUGGAGGACAUCCGCAAACGGUUCGAUGGAUUUGUGAUUCGACGCACUCUGCACUCGGUAGACUGGAGGAAGAAGCCGAUCUCGGGGCUUACGCCGUACAAAGAACAAGUCAUCAUGCUCACACUGGCCGAAGAGGAAUACGCGAAUCUCGACAAUAUUGCUGACGAAGCGGCAAACAAUAGCAAAGGCGGCGCGGUUGUGUACAGCAACGGCAAAUCAUUUUAUCUCGCUGUCCGUCGGGCGCUGCUGCACAUGGCUUGCAAUCCAGAGUUCAUCUGGACAAUGCCGGCUACCCUUCAAGAUUGGCAGACGCAGUCGACCGCCAAGAUCGUCGCCAUGGCUGAUUUGAUCCGCUAUCAUCUCGAAAGUGAUGGGCGGUGCCCUCUCGUCAACUCCGUCACGAACGCGGAUGAUGAAGCAUCUGCUGGUCUUACUCCACGCGCCAAACUACACUUGCACAAUCGCCUCGUACCCGACGCCUCUGACGCUAUCGCCGAAGCCGGUGACCCCGUGAACGACAGCAAACCGGACAAAAUUGUCCUCUAUAUGGCCUUCCCUUCCACUUUUAGUGUGCUCCUGCCUAUUUUGAGGCUCUAUGGCUUCGCGUUCGUUACCGUCACCGGCGAUAUGCCACCAGCUAAAAGGGCGGCAAUGCUCAAACAAUUCGCCCGCGGUGGUCGUGAUGGUGCUCGUCUUCUCAUUCUGUCUGCCGUUGGCUUGGUCGGGGUGAACCUUGCUAUAGCGUGCAUACUCAUCAUAGUCGACACCCUCUGGUCAGCCCAACAGGACCAGCAGCUCAUCGGCAGGCUCUGGCGCGAUCCCCAGGCCAAGCAAGUCCUCGUCUACCGUCUAAUUGCGAGGAACACUUCUGAUGUGUUCUUAAACAACAUCUCCUUCGACAAGUCGAUCAUGCAUCACGCGUUCAUGGGCUCGAGCAUGUCGUUGAAGCGCGUGUUUGAUCCGCAGCUUGAAAUCGACGUCGACGACUCCGAGUUGCAAGGCGAAAUAGUCACAGAUUUCACAGAGGAGCAGAUCGAGCCACCGUGUGUAAGCAAGCCCUCGCGUGGCCGGAAAAUCGCAAAUGCAAAUGAAGAACAUGCAGAAGGGUCUAGCACACCAGAGACGCGCCCAAAGAAAAGCAGAGCCAAGCGAACACAGCAAGGUGAACCUAUGGACAAGGUAGCUGACAAGCCUGGGCCGAAGAAACUCACCGCUGCGGAGAUGGCCGAGAAGAAACAGAAAGAGAAGGCCGAGAAGAGAGCCGCGAAGGAAAUGGAAGAGGCUAGUAAGAGAGCCGUGAAAGAGAAGGAAAAGGCUGAUAAGAAGGCCGCGAAGGACCAGGAAAAGGCCGAGAAGAAGGCCGUGAAAGACCAGCAGAAGGCCGACAAGAAGGCCGACAAGAAGGCCACAAAGGGAAAGCAGAAGGAGAGACCCGCCGCACUUGAGCCUGAGCGAUCGGCCUCUCCAGCUCCGCCACCCACGCGCACCAAGUGCAUACCACAGAAGACCCUGUCUCAGGAAGUCGUAUCAAGCUCGGAUGAUGAACGCCAAGGACGGGUGCUCCGACGAAAUCAGGACCUCGUCGAUGAUUCAGAGGAUGAUGCAGCACUCCCAGGAGCUGAGGGUGACGCGGGGCGCCCUCCUAGCUUGCUUGGACUCCUUGCGCGCACAGACGUGGACGACCUGGAUGCUGUUCCUAAGCAGGCGGACCCAUCUGGGGAUGCGAAGAGUACUCAGCUCCCGGAGGAUAUCGAGUUGAAUGACAGUUAUCCAAAGGACAUUCUCCGGGCCGAUUCCACGAAGGUGAAAUCCACUUCUGGACAGAAUCCGUUUGCGAGCGACCGGCAAGUCCCAACACAGUACUUCUCAGCACGAAGGGUACCACGCCACGGAGGUGGCACUUCCUCCGAAUUACUUGGGUCGUUGACGCCCCCCAUCCGUAGCGGACUCCAGGUCCUCAAUGACCACGUGGCCAUGCUUGACUCCUCGGCGAACCUAUCUCAGACUGCCGCACCGCACGAGACGCAGACCUCCUCACCUCUGACCAGUAUCGAUACUGACGACGUCGGCGGUUCGUCCGCUGCCACUGCCUCCAAGCACCGUGCAGAGGGACCGACUGGCGACUCCCCGCCAGCCAAGCGCCACCACAACCGCCCUUCUUAUGCGCCGCAACGUAUCCCUGCCACCAUCUCUUCGGCACCCAGCUUCGCGCAGUUGCCUAAACCCCGUGCCAAGAGGACGUAG
Messenger RNA from Postia placenta MAD-698-R-SB12, 2646 nucleotides. RefSeq lists its product as hypothetical. Bases 1 to 2646 code for a protein of 881 amino acids. NCBI's taxonomy places the organism in Eukaryota, Fungi, Basidiomycota, Agaricomycetes, Polyporales, Adustoporiaceae. The transcript is spliced from 9 exons. The record is from RefSeq and is a predicted model, not a curated record.